This is a messenger RNA of Rana temporaria (common frog), 2763 nucleotides long. Its product is annotated as mucin-2-like. Lineage: Eukaryota; Metazoa; Chordata; Amphibia; Anura; Ranidae. The transcript is spliced from 4 exons. The annotation marks the transcript as partial. The record is from RefSeq and is a predicted model, not a curated record.
ACACUGACCACCACACCAACCGCCACUCCAAUAACCACACUGACCAGCACACCGACCACCACACUGACCACCACACCAACCGCCACACUGACCACCACACCAACCGCCACACUGACCACCACACCAACCAUCACACUGACCACCACACCAACCACCACACCAACCACCACACCAACCACCACACCGACCACCACACUGACCACCACACCAACCACCACACUGACCACCACACCAACCACCACACCAACCACCACACCAACCACCACACCGACCACCACACUGACCACCACACCAACCACCACACUGACCACCACACCAACCGCCAUGCCAAUAACCACACUGACCACCACACCGACCGCCACACUGACCACCACACCAACCAUCACACUGACCACCACACUGACCACCACACCAACUGCCACACUGACCACCACACCAACCACCACACUGACCACCACACCAACCACCACACUGACCACCACACUAACCGCCACACUGACCACCACACUAACCGCCACACUGACCACCACACCAAUCACUACGCCGACCACCACACCGACCGCCACACCAACCGCCACACUAACCGCCACACUGACCACCACACCAACCGCCACACUGACCACCACACCAACCGCCACGCCAAUAACCACACUGACCACCACACCGACCGCCACACUGACCACCACACCAACCAUCACACUGACCACCACACCAACCGCCACUCCAAUAACCACACUGACCAGCACACCGACCACCACACUGACCACCACACCAACCGCCACACUGACCACCACACCAACCGCCACACUGACCACCACACCAACCGCCACGCCAAUAACCACACUGACCACCACACCGACCGCCACACUGACCACCACACCAACCAUCACACUGACCACCACACCAACCGCCACUCCAAUAACCACACUGACCAGCACACCGACCACCACACUGACCACCACACCAACCGCCACACUGACCACCACACCAACCGCCACACUGACCACCACACCAACCAUCACACUGACCACCACACCAACCACCACACCAACCACCACACCAACCACCACACCGACCACCACACUGACCACCACACCAACCACCACACUGACCACCACACCAACCACCACACCAACCACCACACCAACCACCACACCGACCACCACACUGACCACCACACCAACCACCACACUGACCACCACACCAACCGCCAUGCCAAUAACCACACUGACCACCACACCGACCGCCACACUGACCACCACACCAACCAUCACACUGACCACCACACUGACCACCACACCAACUGCCACACUGACCACCACACCAACCACACUGACCACCACACCAACCGCCACGCCAAUAACCACACUGACCACCACACCGACCGCCACACUGACCACCACACCAACCAUCACACUGACCACCACACCAACCGCCACUCCAAUAACCACACUGACCAGCACACCGACCACCACACUGACCACCACACCAACCGCCACACUGACCACCACACCAACCGCCACACUGACCACCACACCAACCAUCACACUGACCACCACACCAACCACCACACCAACCACCACACCAACCACCACACCGACCACCACACUGACCACCACACCAACCACCACACUGACCACCACACCAACCACCACACCAACCACCACACCAACCACCACACCGACCACCACACUGACCACCACACCAACCACCACACUGACCACCACACCAACCGCCAUGCCAAUAACCACACUGACCACCACACCCACCGCCACACUGACCACCACACCAACCAUCACACUGACCACCACACUGACCACCACACCAACUGCCACACUGACCACCACACCAACCACCACACUGACCACCACACCAACCACCACACUGACCACCACACUAACCGCCACACUGACCACCACACUAACCGCCACACUGACCACCACACCAAUCACUACGCCGACCACCACACCGACCGCCACACUGACCACCACACUAACCGCCACACUGACCACCACACCGACCACCACACCGACCACCACACCAACCGCCACACCAACCGCCACACCGACCACCACACCGACCACCACACCAACCGCCACACCAACCGCCACACUGACCACCACACCGACCACCACAUCAACCACCAAGCCAAUAACCACACUGACCACCACACCAACCACCACACCGACCACCACACCGACCACCACACCAACCGCCACACUAACCGCAACACUGACCACCACACCAACCGCCACACUGACCACCACACCAACCGCCACACUGACCACCACACCAACCGCCACACUGACCACCACACCGACCACCACAUCAACCACAACCACACUGACCACCACACCGACCACCACACCAACCGCCACACUGACCACCACACCAACCGCCACACUGACCACCACACCAACCAUCACACUGACCACCACAUCAACCACCACACCAACCGCCACGCCAAUAACCACACUGACUACCACACCGACCACCACACCAACCACCACACCAACCACCACACCGACUACCGCACCAACCAUCACACUGACCACCACACCAACCACCACACCAACCACCACACCAACCACCACACUGACCACCACACCAACCACCACACUGACCACCACACCAACCGCCACGCCAAUAACCACACUGACCACCACACCGACCGAAAUGGGAAUAUACUGUGAAAAGAGCGAGUGGGCGAGCGGAGUGACCCCUGAGAGGACAUGUGCCAUGGGCGAGUGGAGUGACCCCUGA